Molecule: messenger RNA, 1596 nt
Organism: Juglans microcarpa x Juglans regia
Lineage: Eukaryota; Viridiplantae; Streptophyta; Magnoliopsida; Fagales; Juglandaceae
Product: peroxisome biogenesis protein 12
Exons: 10
Coding region: 53-1234 (393 amino acids)
Biological process (GO): protein import into peroxisome matrix; protein monoubiquitination
Cellular component (GO): peroxisomal membrane; peroxisomal importomer complex
Molecular function (GO): ubiquitin-protein transferase activity; zinc ion binding; protein binding
Source: RefSeq, a predicted model, not a curated record
AAGUACAAAACAUAGCAACAGCGAGAGAACGAAAGAGGGAGAGAGAGGGAGGAUGUUGUUUCAGGUAGGAGGACAAGGGACUCGGCCCACUUUCUUUGAGAUGGCAGCGGCUCAGCAGCUCCCCGCCAGCCUGCGCGCCGCUCUUACCUAUUCUUUCGGCGUAUUGGCCUUAAGAAGACCCUUUCUCCACAGGGUGUUAGACUAUGAAGAUGAAUUUUAUGCUUUGCUGAUGCUGGUUCUUGAAACUCAUAGUUUACGAACAACAGAUGCGUCCUUCUCUGAAUCUCUAUAUGGCUUACGAAGGAGAGCUGUGAAGAUACAAGCCAAGAAAGAUGAUGCUCAAUCGAGCUCAGGUGACGGGAUUCAUCACUCUGGGUUAGAAAAGCGUCAAAAGGUCCUUUCAGUUGUGUUUCUGGCUGUAUUUCCUUAUUUGAAGUCAAAGUUAUAUUCAAUAUAUAAUAAAGAAAGGGAAGCCAGGCUUCAAGCUAGUUUAUGGGGUCAUGGUGAUGAAAGAUUUGAUGGUACUGACUAUAUUGAUGGAGGGGAAGUUUCUCCUGUUUCAAGAGGAAAUUUGGAUAGAGAUGUGUCGAUUAGAACACGUAUGAUGACAAGAAUUCACAAAAUUAUAGGCGCAUGCUAUCCGUGGUUACAUGCUAGUAGUGAAGGAGCAUCAUUUGCUUAUCAGCUGUUAUAUUUGUUGGAUGCUACUGGAUUCUAUUCCGUUGGACUGCAUGCACUGGGGAUUCAUGUUUGUCGAGCUACAGGACAAGAGCUGAUGGAUACUAAUUCCAGAAUUUCAAAGAUAAGAAGCCAUGAACGUGAAAGACUUCGUGGCCCACCAUGGCUGAAGGCAUUACAAGGAGCACUCCUCAGUUGUAUGUAUACUGCACUUGAUUAUGCACAAACAGGGUUGAUUGCAGCAGUGUUCUUUUUCAAAAUGAUGGAAUGGUGGUACCAAUCUGCUGAGGAGAGAAUGUCAGCUCCAACUGUGUACCCCACACCACCACCACCUCCUCUGCCAAAGGUUGCUGAAGAGGGUAUUCCACUGCCACCCGAUAGAACAAUUUGUCCUUUGUGCUCGCAGAAGCGUGCAAAUCCAUCUGUUGUUACCGUUUCAGGGUUUGUCUUCUGCUACACGUGUAUAUUUAAGUAUGUUUCUCAGUAUAAACGAUGCCCGAUCACAUUAAUGCCUGCAACUGUUGAUCAUAUAAGGAGGCUCUUUCAUGAUAUAUAGAAAACCCUAUUUGGGCAUCAUGAGGAAAAGUAAACACAUUUCUAUGCUAGAAAGGAUUCAAUAAUCAAGUCAACUAUGAAGCAAAGAUGCUGAGGCAGAAGGGAGCCGUGACAGGAAAUACCAAAAAUAAUGUUCGGUUUAGUUCUCUUAAGUCUUUUUACCUUUGCAGAUUUGGGUAGGAUUUUUAUCUUGACUUGCAUUUUUCUUAUAUUUUAACUCGACGUUAUAUUAGAUCAGUGACUAUGAAUAUAAGGUCUUAUGCUGACUUCAUAGUCAGCAGCCAUGCUUUAGAAUUAGGAUAUAUACUGGAUGUUAUUUAUUAUUAUUAUUAUUAUUAUUGCAAGUAAUAAACAUUCCAAGUA